AUGGCCGACACAGAAAUAUUUAAUUACACAGAUGUGCAACAGAGUGAACUCUCAAAGUCUUCCCCAGCACUUCUCACAGUCGCGGCGGUGGUCACAGCCAUCAUCAUGGUGGUGGGUCUGUCUGGGAAUCUCCUCACAGUCGUCGCCCUGUUAAAAUGCCCUAAAGUGAGAAACGUAGCAGCUGCAUUUAUUAUUAGUUUGUGCAUAGCUGAUUUUCUAUUCUGUGCUGUGGUACUACCGUUCGCUAUAUCGGGCUUCUGGACCAAGACUUGGUCUCAUGGGGGCGUCUUAUGCAAACUGGUACCGUUUCUACGAUAUGGGAAUGUAGGAGUGUCUCUACUGAGUAUUGCUCUCAUUACCUUAAACAGGUAUAUAAUGAUAGCACAUCACAGUUGGUACUCGCGUGUGUACCGGAAACACAAUAUAGCCCUUAUGAUCGUCUUCUCUUGGAUGUUUUCGUACGGGAUGCAGAUACCAACACUCCUUGGAGUUUGGGGUAAAUUCGACUACGACCCAGAGCUAGGCACGUGUUCAAUAGUGCCGGAUGACAACGGCCGCUCUGCGAAGACGGCACUCUUCGUCAUCGCCUUCAUCGUUCCAGCAAUGUUGAUCUUCAUUUGCUACGCUAGAAUAUUUUGGGUCGUACACAGCUCAGAGCAAAGAAUGCGUGAACAUCAACGUACUCAGCACACGAAACCGAGUAGUACGUUAAAUAAUGGCAGUGACAAACGAUCAACGAUCAAAGAUACGAGGGAAACGAAAGCGCGUCGCAACGAGUGGAGAAUUACGAAGAUGGUUCUCGCAAUCUUCCUGUCUUUCCUCGUCUGCUACUUGCCCAUCACUAUCGCGAAGGUUGCAGAUAGCCACGUACAUUAUCCUGUGUUUCACAUCACGGGCUACCUCCUGCUGUACGCGAGCGCAUGCGUGAACCCGAUCAUCUACGUGAUAAUGAACGCGCAGUACCGAGCUGCGUACGCGGCGGCGCUGUGCUGCCCGCUGUCCCGGCUCGCCGGCCUCACCAGCGGUGCGUAUCCCUCAUCGCCCGCAUGCCACCACGUCAAGAGACCGGAGCAAAUGGAACGAGCGUCACGGAUACAGCUUCAGCAACACGCGAACGGUUCUAAGCCAAGUGUCGCUGGGGGAGUCGAGGGCAGACCCUCGGGGAUCCCUGCCUACCGGAAGGUAGAACAAUCAGGGGUGUUAAAGGGAGAUCCUGGAAGGUCAACGGGAAGUCUACAAAGUCUACGUAGAAAUGAGUCGGUUACCAGCGGGCUAGCGUCGCAUAAUAUGAAGAUAACAAGAUUCGAAAUAGACCAAUAUGGCGCCUAA
Messenger RNA from Melitaea cinxia (Glanville fritillary), 1329 nucleotides. Its product is annotated as G-protein coupled receptor moody-like. Gene Ontology annotation, molecular function: G protein-coupled receptor activity. Bases 1 to 1329 code for a protein of 442 amino acids. Gene Ontology annotation, biological process: G protein-coupled receptor signaling pathway. NCBI's taxonomy places the organism in Eukaryota, Metazoa, Arthropoda, Insecta, Lepidoptera, Nymphalidae. Gene Ontology annotation, cellular component: membrane. The transcript has 8 exons. The record is from RefSeq and is a predicted model, not a curated record.